AUGUUUAUUUUAAGUGAUGGUGUGGAUGAUGAUAAAGGUGAAGAUUAAAGAUGUAAAUAAAUUUUAUAUACUUCUAAAAUAACAGAUACAUUUACAAUUAAUACUUUUGGAUAUGGAAAUGAUCAUGAUCUAAAAGUCUUAAAUCAUAUUUCAAAUCUAAAAGGAGGUUAAUUUUUUUAUAUUGAUAACAUUUAAACAUUAUCAGAGUGUUUCAUUCUAGCUAUGAGUGGUAUGUUAUCAAUUAAAGCAUAAAAUGCAAUGUUAAAUAUUAAAUAGAUCAAUCAGAAUUUCAAAAUAUUCAAGAUCUUUGGAGAUGAUUAUUUUGGUAAAAAAUAAAUGAUUCGCAAUAUUAAUUGAAUUUCAAUUAUAUCAUUGAAGAAGAUAAAAUAGAAUUUGCUUUAGAAAUAGAAAUACCAAGCUCAAAGUAAUUUGAUAUAUAAUAAGCUGAUGUAUUAUCAAUUGAAUUAUAAGGAUUAUUAAUUGAAAUUAAUACAGAAUUUUUAAAAUAAUCUAAAUUAAUAUUAUAAUUCAGUAAUUAGUAAGUUUUAGCAGAACAAAAUGAAUUAGUAGAAAUUAAUUAUUUAAGAGCAAAAGCUGGAGAUAUAAUUGGAUAAGCAAAAUAAUAAGCUAAUUAAAAAAAUUUUGAUUAAGCUUAACAACUAUUAAAUAAAAUGAUAGAUGAAAUUGAAGAAUCAUUUUUUAAGAAUAAUAAUUAAUUACUUCUUGUAGUAAAAGUUUUAAAAAAAAUAAAAUCAAUUUGUCAACCAUAGCAAUAUUAAAAAGGAGGUGAAGCAUUUACGUUACAUAAAUAAAAAAAACAUAUUAAAUGA
This is a messenger RNA of Paramecium sonneborni, 830 nucleotides long. The record is from the annotation of a GenBank genome assembly. NCBI's taxonomy places the organism in Eukaryota, Ciliophora, Oligohymenophorea, Peniculida, Parameciidae.